GUUGCAUUAAAUUCAAGACUAAAAUAACGACAUUCAUCAAGGGAAUCUUUACAAAAUUCCAGGCCUUCAAAGGCCACAUUUUUUUUAAAAGAGCACUGAAAUCCGAUAAAACUGUAAAGACUCGUAAUUAUGUUACUUAUGAAGUCUUGUUGGUAAGCAGAUUCUCAAUUGUAGGACAAAUGUUCUUAGAUACUAGAACCUAAUGGACCCAAAAUCAUUCAGCCAAUAUUCUUACUGGCUCUAUUUUGGCGCCGACGAUAACUUUUAACAUCUACUCAAUAUUAUGGCCAACCGAAGUGUCAUUGAUAUUUUAGCAUCUGCUACGUCUCUGUUAUUGUCAGCAUAUAUAUAUUUUUGUGGCGUUAUUUAAGUCCAACAAGAAGGUUUGAGAACAGCCGACAUUUAACUUCUGUAGAAAAAACAACCCUGUUGACUCUGCGGGGGUACAUCAUUUUUACAUCAUACGUUAUGUCGUGUUGGCUGCAGUACCUUAGAAUGUUUUUUUGUUUAGUAUAAACGUGACAUAAAAAUGGUAGCUAUUAAAAUGUGAUCCAAAGUUCUGAUGUGCGAGAGACUUCUUUACCCGCGUAGGAUAAAAAUCAAACUCAAAUUGACAAAGGAUUUGUUGUUACCGAAACAUUAUGUAUUCUCCCUAGGCAUUUGUUAAACCCUUUUCGGCUUGAAAACCUGUUGAUAAACUCAGAAAUGUGAAUUUAUAUAUCAAAUAUCCUGAUAGGACAGAUUUUAUUUAGCCAUCUCAAAUAACUAUUAAAUGGCUUUAGCUAUGUUAAUAAAAAUAACUUUACCGGUGAAGAUAAAAAUUUGCUGACGUCAGCAAACUUGCUAUGUCGUUCACUUUUCCGAUAACAUGUUUCACGGCAGACCAUUAUAAAUGGGUUACCUUUUGUCACAAUACAGAAGAUGAAUUAGGAUUUUUUUUCUUGGACCACAAGCAAGACGGUUACCAUGAUAACUCUUAAAUAAAAUGGGAUUUCAAUUUUUUUAUCCAAAUAUGCCAAAUAAAAACAUUAAAAGUGGCAAAUUUUUUUAGAAGCUGUAAUUAAAAUGUAAUCUGAUAAAGGAAUCCCCCCUAAGUUAUAAAUAUGUAGGUUUACUUUGUUGUUGUAGAAUAGGUUUUGUAUUAUAUGAACUGUUAUCAACGAAGGUAUGGUAAACCCUAAAUAUACCACGCUUUUCAAGACCUAUAAAUUUAACAGAAUCGUGGAGAUGAUUCUGCUCCCUUCAAUUGGCUUUUGAAUAAAAACAAAAUUAGCACAAUUAUCAAUCUCGACCCCAGGACUUCCUUUUCGCUUUCUAAUAUACGGCUACUUUCUUCGAGUCAAAUCAAAAAGCGAAAAAGCAGUUUUCGGGACGAGAUUGACACUUUUAUAGUAUUUCACAACAAAAUAGCGACAAUAAAUGUUUGCCGAUGUCAGCAAUUUUUUGUGACGUCAUAAGAGGCUUAAAUUUCUUUCAGGAUUCACUUCAGUUAUAAAGCGUUUUAAUCUGAAUAGCCUCUAUAAUAAUAGCCGUAUUCUGUCUCUUUGUACACGAUAAAAACAGUCGUGUUUCGGGAACACGAAAUACGAUAUAUAAAAGAUUAAUAGCACUAAGAAAGCAAACAAAAACAUUGCCAUGAUCUAUCAGAGUAUUUAAACAGUACCACGAUGUCUAAACUAUAUGAUGUUAAAAGAAAGUUAACUAAAGGUGCUAAUUUGAGGGAAGAUGCAGCGUUGAUGAUGGAGCCGUACAAUAACUGGGAGGAAAAAAUUAUGCCGGCUCCAUAUACGAUUGCUCUUUUGGGACAACUCGUAAUUAUAUCUGGUACUGUUGAUUUUAAACUCAAGGAGCCUCAGGCUGGAUUUAAACAUGUACAAUGGCCAGAUUCAUUCAGAGCAACCUUGGCACAAGUCACUGGUGAAGGUUAUAAGGCUUUUAACAUAGCUCAUCAAAGCAUGGAUGAAAUUCGCUUAGCUACAAAGGAGGUACCAGCACAUCUUAAAAGUGCGGUAACUAUAUUGACUGGUGGGAGUGACUACGAAGUGGAGAAUGUUCUUCCAAUCACAUUGCACAACAUCGAAGAUAUUGCAAGCACGUGCAAAGAACGCUCAGAAGAAGUAGCACAAAAGUUUAAAUCAGUCAUGGAACUUGUUUUGGAGUUGCAACAAUCCUGUGUGGCGACUCAUUCUGCUUCAGAAACUCAGCUGAGAGAGAUUGAGACGCAAAUUAAAAUUCAGAAGAUAAAAGAAGGUAACUUAAAAGAGCAAAAGGAUAGAUAUCAACACCAAUAUGAACGCGUGAGUAAAGAGUUAACAAGAAGUGUUGAUCGAUGGGACAAGGCUAUAGAUGACAUACCAGGAGCAGGAGGACUUAUUGGUAUGCAAAUGAUAGAAGAUGCUGGUAACACAAUAAUAACCCUAUCAGCAAUCCUCGGUUUUGGUAAAUGCCUAAGUGCAAUAAAUCUGUCGUCUUUUGUAGUUCCCUUAUUGGGAAAUGCACUGGGUUCUGCUAGUCCGUUAAGUGCAGGAGUAAACAUGUUAAGUUAUGAAGAAAUACCACUGCAGUUAAUUGGAAAAGGCGUCACAAAUGUUGUUGAAACAUUGAGUGAAUUUUUUGGCUCAAAUGGAAAUAUCAUUCCAACUGGCGAAAAACUGAAAGAUUCGACUCUCGAAUUUCAAAAGUAUUUCUUUGAGAAGCAAAAAGAAAAAGUAAAAACUGAAACCGGAAGUGAAGAAUCAAAAAGCAGUAUCCUUGAGAUGUGUAGUAAAGGUUUAAAUCUUUGUCAAGAGAUCAAACAGACGGAUGGACGCUCUCUUGAUGCCAGUAAUGUGUACGAACACUACGUUGAAGUUACUGAGGAAGCCAUGAUGAAACAUGCAACAUGUUCCGAAGCUCUCCAAACAAACCUCCUAGCACAAAGCACUCCUCAUGUGGAGGAGAUGACUGAUGACACUCCAACAUCUCUCUCACAGGAAAGAAUUAAGAAUGCACACUUCAAAGUUGAAACGGCUGCAGAACGUCUCAAGCAGGCUGAAAGACAAUUUGAAAAAGCGUCAGAAGACAUGAGGAAGAACAAUGAGGCUCUCACCAAAGCGCUUACUGAAAUGGCUGCAUUUGAAGCGGAAAAAGCAACACAUGCAGAUAUCAUUGACAUGUUGCAAAAGGGUAUCAAAAAGCUUGGUUUACUCCAAGAACAAUGGGCUCAAUUAUCUCUGUUCUUCGAGCAUAUUGCUACUUUAAUCAAAACUAGUUUGGGAACUCAACUCAACUCCUUUAUUCACUAUUCUGGAAAUGCUGGCCAGCAACAGUUAAAGACAGGUGUUAAAAUAAGCAAUGUCAUGAGAGAUAACAUUUAUCAAACCGUGUUCGAAGCAGUGAAGUAUUCCUCGUUGGUUAAUCAUUUGGCAACUGGGUAUUUCCAGGUAUCUGAUAAAUAUCUUAUGGGUUCUAUCAGCAAGUUGGGAAAGUUGUUAGCUUUAGAAGACGAAAGAGAAAAAAAGAGAGAGCAAAUAGCAUUGACACAAGAUUGUGAAGAAACACAGAAAGCUAUUAAGAAACUGAUUUCUGAUCAUAACAAAGAAUUCAAACGUAAAAUCAACAAUCGUAUGAAUGCUAUUAAGAACGAAUUCAAACAGGCCUUGCCUCCACUUGACGAAAAUGAAUUACAAAAAGUUAAAAGUUUAGCUCGUAAGGCUAUCACAGAAGCACCGACUCGUGCAACUGCUACCGAGCAGGAUUCCUAUCAAUACAUAUAAUUUCUUCAGACGUUUUCAAUUUUAUUACGUAAUUUAACUCGCCAGAAUAAUUUUUUUAAUUCUUGGAAUUUAUAACAUAUAUUAAUGUGUCGUGCAUGCUUAUGAGGUGUAAAACACUUGUAAUAUGCGUUGGGGAGGUUGGAAAUAUCAUAGAUUUUUGUAGUAGAGGGAAAUAAAAAAAUUUUAAAUAACAAAACCAAUGAAAACGGCAUAACGAAUGUUUAAAUAAAAUAUUUUAUUCCUAAUUAUGUAAUUUAGUAAUCACUACAACACAGGAUCAUCAGAGGCGUGGCCACAAUUUUUGCAUAUGGCGGACGGUAUGCAAGAUUGCAAAUUUAGGACCUUUUAUCGUACUAAGUGACAGAAAACCCUGAACUCGUUGGUGCUUACUGAACAUUGUAUUUAUUUAAUAUUUUAACUGGAUUUCUAAUGAAUAAUAAACUACGCGCAAGUAAAUAUUAGAAAGAAUUUGAUAAUGUUGAUUUCGAUGUAAAACUCGAGCGAAUUAAAACAAACUUUUUUAUGAAAACCUAGUUUAUAAGAAUGUUGAGGUUAAGAUUUUGCGAGAUAUUUAGAAUAUGUUGGAAACCUAAUCAGCCUAAAUUUUUCCGUUUGGGGUGUAGAAUGACUUAUUACAAACAGUUUUUCUGUGUGUUUUUAACUAGAAUACUACGCGUAUGUUUUUACAUCUAUGUUUAUAUGACACGAUCAUUUGUUUUAUUUCUAUAAAUACAUAUCUUUCUCU
This is a messenger RNA of Hydractinia symbiolongicarpus, 4500 nucleotides long. RefSeq lists its product as uncharacterized. The transcript is spliced from 2 exons. The coding region runs from base 1668 to 3755 and encodes 695 amino acids. NCBI's taxonomy places the organism in Eukaryota, Metazoa, Cnidaria, Hydrozoa, Anthoathecata, Hydractiniidae. The record is from RefSeq and is a predicted model, not a curated record.